This is a messenger RNA of Kwoniella shivajii, 858 nucleotides long. RefSeq lists its product as uncharacterized. Lineage: Eukaryota; Fungi; Basidiomycota; Tremellomycetes; Tremellales; Cryptococcaceae. The record is from RefSeq and is a predicted model, not a curated record. The transcript has 5 exons. Bases 1 to 858 code for a protein of 285 amino acids.
AUGUUUGGUUUCAUUAGUAAAUCUUGGCGAUCUAAUCUCUUGUUCCUAUCUCUCUUGUUUGUUUUGAUAGGAUUCACCGCGGCCGAAUCGGCAAAUGUCGUUGAGGUUGAUAGUACCAGUACCAGUAUAGAGUCAGAUAAAGCUACUGGUGCCGAAGCAGUAGUCGGUAAAAUCAAAGAUCUGAUCAAAGUAGCUAUCAAUGGACCUGAUCCUAAUAUCUUGAUCGAAAGAGAUGCCAAAGACGGUAUUGAGAGAUUGACAGAUGAUAAUUAUGUUGAGAUGGUCGAACACCCUUUUGGUGGAGGUAAAGAGGAUGAAUUUUGGGUUGUACUUGUUCAUGGAAAAUUAAGCGAUUUACAUACGGAAACAAUCAUGGACUAUCACAAGAAUGCAACAGAUUUAGCCAAAGCAGAUUCUGAACUAAACAAUGUAAGAUGGGCAAGAUUAGAUUAUAUCACUUCUUGGAGAACUUGUACUAGGUGGAUGUUAUUCAAACCACCAAUUAUAGUGAUCAUUUCGGAUCAAGGUAAAACAUUGAGAUUCAUCAAAACAAUUUCAUUAGGUAAAGAACCUGAAAAUUUGUAUAAUGUGAUGAAGAAGGAUAUAUAUAAAGUUGUCACUCCUUGGGAAGGUAGAUGGUCUCCCAGUGGUAAUCGAUCAUUCCUGCUAGAAUACUAUAUAUUCGUUCAAGAAAAAAUAUCAAGGGUCACCAAUAGGAUUCCAUCUUGGGCCAUGUUACCUCUUUCAGGUCUAUUCGCUCAACAAUUGAUGGCUUGGUUACAUGGUACUCCGACACCUCCCAAUGCAGUGACCAGAGAACAAACCGUCACGAUCACUGAAGAGAAAAAGGAGGAUUAG